This is a messenger RNA of Gasterosteus aculeatus aculeatus (three-spined stickleback), 1364 nucleotides long. RefSeq names its product chromobox homolog 1b (HP1 beta homolog Drosophila) (gene cbx1b). The record is from RefSeq and is a predicted model, not a curated record. NCBI's taxonomy places the organism in Eukaryota, Metazoa, Chordata, Actinopteri, Perciformes, Gasterosteidae. Gene Ontology annotation, cellular component: nucleus.
UCUAUUUCCUAAUUCACACCUCCUCCCUUGAAUUAAACGUUGUCAACGGCUGCUUCGUGACGCGUUUCACGUUAAUAACCAUAGUCGGCGGACGUCGCGGAGGACGUUACAUGAAGUUGACAACACAAAAGCAACAUGGAGGUCUGUCGCGGUCCCUCCGAGGCUUUCCUCCCCGCCGCUGGGCUAGCGUUAGCCUCAGGGCCCCUCAAGCUAAAUGGGAUGCGUUCACACCGAUGAACGUGACGUCGUGCCUCUGCCGCCAGGUGUUGCACAUCUGUAGACGAUUGAUGCUGACACCUGUAGGUUCAGCCAUGGAACCUGCUGGUUCCCAGGUCUACCUGAUGAGUAUGAGCCUGACCACAGAGCCCCCUAACGAUGUUCCUGCCGUUACACAAGAGCCAGAGAGCAAAAUGGCCGCAGUCGAGAAGGACAAGAAGCCGGAUGAAGUGGCGGAGGAAGAGGAGGAGGAGGAGGAAUACGUGGUGGAGCGGGUCCUGAACCGGCGGGUGGUGAAAGGGAGGGUGGAGUACCUCCUCAAGUGGAAAGGCUUCUCUGAGGAAGACAACACGUGGGAGCCGGACGACAAUCUGGACUGUCCAGAUUUGAUCGCCGAAUUCCUGCAGUCGCAGAAGUCGGCACACGACGGGAAGAGGAAGGCAGCCGGAGACGCCGAAGGAGACGAGAGUAAAACAAAAAAGAAAAAAGACGACACAGAGAAGCUCCGGGGCUUCGCUCGAGGUCUGGAUCCAGAGAGGAUCAUCGGCGCCACGGAUUCCACCGGAGAGCUCAUGUUCCUCAUGAAAUGGAAAAACUCAGACGAGGCUGACCUGGUGCCGGCGAAGGAGGCCAACGGGAAGUGUCCGCAGGUGGUCAUCUCCUUCUACGAAGAGAGACUCACUUGGCACUCGUAUUCCGCGGAGGGUGAGAAAAAAGAGGAGAAGAACUAACACGUGGGGAGAGAAAAGAAGAUCGGUAGCUCUGAACUUGGUGGUACCUUCCGGAUGGUGGAGCAUCACUCGUCUGAUUCUACUCGUAUCUGGAUGUUAUCAAAUUGUUUGUAUGCUUCAGGUUGACAGAACCCACGUGGAACGUAAAGCGCAGUGUUGGUUUUCAGUUGUAAGUCCCCGGUCGACUUCAUGUGGUCCACACACCCGUCCUCUCGCUGCGACAUCGUAUCAGUGAGCUGAACCUAUUAUUCCAUCUUGGUGCCUUUUUUAAAUAUUCGGUUCAUUGGUGCUUUUGGAGUCUGAACUGUUUCCGUUUUAGCUGUUUUGGUGUUUAGAUCUUUGGAGAGUUUUUCAUUGUCACCUGAUGCUUGUCGCUUUUUGGAGAAUAAAUCAUGUCUUUUGUUACUUUUCUGUUUA